Vigna unguiculata (cowpea) is the source of this 2091-nucleotide messenger RNA. Its product is annotated as indole-3-acetic acid-amido synthetase GH3.6-like. The record is from RefSeq and is a predicted model, not a curated record. Gene Ontology annotation, molecular function: indole-3-acetic acid amido synthetase activity. Lineage: Eukaryota; Viridiplantae; Streptophyta; Magnoliopsida; Fabales; Fabaceae. Gene Ontology annotation, cellular component: cytoplasm.
CUAUGUCUGUUUUUCCAACCCACUCCUCCUCCCAGUUAAGUCCAAAUUCCAAAGUCAGAUCUCCAUUUCUCACUCCCAUCGACACCUUUUUUUGUUGUUCCACCCUCACACACUUACCACAUAUAUCUCAUUAUCUAUAGCCAUGCCUGAGGCUCCUAGCCACUACCUCUGCAACAACAAUAAUGAAGCACUGAAAUACAUUGAGGAUGUUACUAGCAACGCUGAUGAAAUUCAGAAAAGGGUCCUUGCUGAGAUCCUUUCCUCCAGUGCACAUGCUGAGUACCUUCAACGCCAUGGCUUAGAUGGCCGCACAGACAGACACACUUUCAAGAACAUCAUGCCUGUGGUCACGUACGAGGAUUUGAAGCCAGAUAUCGAUCGUAUAGCUAAUGGUGAUACCUCCCAAAUUCUAUGUUCCAAACCUAUUUCCGAGUUCCUCACUAGCUCUGGAACAUCUGGUGGGGAGAGAAAGCUGAUGCCAACCAUAGAAGAUGAACUUGAGAGAAGAUCAUUACUGUACAGCCUCUUGAUGCCAGUGAUGGACCAAUUUGUUCCAGGUUUGGAGAAAGGCAAGGGUAUGUACUUUCUCUUCGUAAAAUCAGAAGCCAAAACCCCAGGGGGGCUCCUAGCUCGUCCAGUUUUAACCAGUUACUACAAGAGUUCACAUUUCAAAAACUCUAAACAAAGAUACGAUCCCUACACAAACUACACCAGUCCCAUUGAAUCCAUUCUCUGCCUAGACUCUUACCAAAGCAUGUAUUCUCAGAUGCUUUGUGGACUUUCACAAAACGAACAAGUUCUUCGUGUUGGGGCCGUUUUCGCCUCAGGCUUCAUCCGUGCCAUCAAGUUCCUAGAAAAGCAUUGGGUGAGUUUGUGCCGUGACAUAAGAAAUGGCACCGUAGACCCAGAAAUCAGUGACUCGUCUGUGAGAGAGGCCAUCAUGAAGAUCCUCAAACCAAACCCCAAGCUUGCGGAUUUCAUCGAAGGUGAGUGCAAGAAGGAGUCUUGGAAGGGGAUCAUCACUAGGGUGUGGCCAAACACCAAGUAUGUUGAUGUUAUUGUUACAGGAACCAUGUCUCAGUAUAUUCCGAUAUUGGAUUACUACAGCAAUGGUCUCCCUCUUGUCUGCACCAUGUAUGCUUCGUCUGAGUGUUACUUUGGCCUCAACUUGAACCCUUUGUGUGAACCGAAUGAGGUGUCUUACACCCUCAUUCCCACCAUGGCCUACUUUGAGUUCUUGCCACUCGAAAAAACCAAGGGACAGACCAAUAUUUCUAUUUCUCAACCUGACCAGGAACGUUUGGUUGAUCUUGUGGAUGUGGAGUUGGGUCAAGAAUAUGAGCUUGUGGUCACCACUUAUGCGGGACUUUACAGGUACAGGGUUGGUGACAUACUCCGUGUAGCAGGAUUCAAGAACAAGGCACCACAAUUCAACUUCGUGUGCCGAAAGAAUGUGGUUUUGAGCAUUGAUUCUGACAAGACCGAUGAGGUUGAGCUGCAAAAUGCUGUGAAGAAUGGAGCGAAGCGUCUUGCAGAUUUCGGUGCAUCACUCACAGAAUACACAAGCUGUGCUGACACGUCCACUAUCCCAGGCCACUAUGUGCUGUACUGGGAGAUUAACACCAAUGAUGAGACCCCAAUUCCUGGUUCUGUUUUUGAGGAGUGUUGUUUUGCAGUAGAAGGGUGUCUGAACAGUGUUUAUAGACAAGGAAGGGUGUCAGAGUCGAUUGGAGCACUGGAAAUAAAGAUUGUGGAGAAUGGAACCUUUGACAAGCUUAUGGACUUUGCUCUGAGCCAGGGUGCGUCCAUAAAUCAGUAUAAGACACCUCGUUGUGUGAAAUAUGCUCCCAUUGUUGAACUUCUGGAUUCCAAGACAGUUUCCAGUUACUUCAGUAGAAAAUGUCCACAGUGGGUCCCUGGUCACAAGAAAUGGUGCAUGUUCCCUUGACUUCAAAUAAUGUAAUUUAUAUAGGCCAAGGAAACAUUGCUUUUAUCUUUUAUUUCUUGUAUUAACUCGUGGAAAACCCAUGUUGUUCCAUUAAUGUUGUAAGUUUCUUUUUUAUCUAAUAUAGUGUAAGAUCUUUCAUUUAA